GUGCAGACUGCCGAAGAAAAAGAAAAGCAAUGGCCUCCCCAGUUUGGGAGAGAAGUGGCAGUCAGUCGAGCUGAGACUUCACUCGCCAUCUUCACCGCCGUUCAAGCCAGUGUAAUCUCGGUGUGGGCCGUGGGAGGGGCCGUCGCACACGCACCUGCAUCAAAAAGACCCAACUGCAAGAUCCAGGGCCCAAUUAGAGGCACCGCCGUCGGCCGAUUCGCAAAGGUAAUGGGCAGUGCACCGUCCAACUGACCAGAGAAAACGCCGCACAAUGAAGACGCUUGUGGUGCUGAUGUUGUUGGGCCUGGCCGCCGCACUUGGCCCCGUCAACCACCACCUGCAGCAGGAGCUGGACAUGGGCAGUCCUAACAACUUGGCAGCCACCGCCGUGGCCGCAGCAAUGGAGGACAGCGGAAGUGAUUUUGACUUUGAGUCAUCAAGAAUGCCCGAUUCAAAACUGUCCGUGUCUGCGCCAUCGUGGCCCAACGGGGACUUGGAGAGAGUGCAACGCCUGUGGGGCAUUGCCGACACUUCAGCCACUGUGGGCCACCUCUUUUCCUUUUCCGUCCCAGCUGACGCUUUCUCAGGGGAUGUUAGGAGUUAUGAGGCCGUGGUAGACAAGAGUAAGUCACUGCCAAAGUGGUUGCUGUUUCAAGCGACCACAGGCCACUUUGAGGGUGUGCCAGGAGCUUCCGACGUAGGAGAGGUCUAUGUCAGGGUGAUUGCCCGGGGCGAGAACGGCGAGAGUGCCACUGACGUUUUCGCCAUCAACGUAGUGCCCAAGAGCAAUUACCAGAUUCCUGAAUGCGACGUUGGCCAGGACCGGCUACAAAUAUCGGUGCUGGUGGACGCACAACUGAAGAAAAUCAACCCUAAGAGACGGGUUGCUUCAAUCAGAAAUCUCGCAGGCUUCCUUAGUGUGUCACCAGACACAGUGAAAAUGUUGAAUCAGGACUCUGAAAGUGCAGUUUCCCUGCACGACGAAACUGUGGUGGCUGCGGGCCCUGGAAACUCCAAACAUGGCCGCACUACCCUGGAUCCUGCUGUGGUGCUCAAGUUCCCUUCAACCUGCUCCACUCCCGGCCACCCUCUUCUGAUUGAAAGACUUCAGGCUCUGGCCAAAGACGGCACCCUGGCCGAGGUGCUGCAGCUGCCUGUGAUAGGGUGGUUGGCCCAGCAGACCACUCCAAGACUGCUCACUACUAAAGCCCCAAUUAGGGAGCGAAGACAGAUUGAAGGUUCCGGUGGUGGUGAUGACCUGAACACUGAUGAUUAUGAAUAUGUGAGUCGUGAAAGCACUGAAGAUGACGAAGACCUGGGUGAAGAUGUCACCCCUCCCGCUCGUGAGGUUCCUUCAAUGGCUUCGCCCAUUUUCCCAGAACCGACUACUGCCACUACUCCGCAGCUGCAGUCUGAGCAUCCACGUCGCCACCAUCACGGUGAAAAAAUAUCUGAAGAGGACUUUGCUGUCAGCCCAACCAACAGUCCUGCUUUGGUCGCUUCGAUAGUGCCCACGCCAUCGUUAGUGCCCAUCAGGCCGACUCGCUUGUCGGAUCUAGUCACCACCCCUGAGGGCCCUGAAGGUCCCAUCGAGCCAACAAGAGUCGGAGCGGAAGACUUCAUGCCUGUCACUCCUUCGUUCACCCCAAGCCUCACUCCGGAGCCUGACUAUGAAGGUUCAGAAGAGGACGAGACAAGCGAGGACACAAAUGUCUACGGAAGCAGUCCCUCUAGUCCGCGAGUCACGCAACCACUGCCCACUUUCCCUUCGAGCUCGCCUAGCGGGAGCACAAUUGAGUCCAGACCGGUUUCCGCCGAGGAUGAAUUAAGUAGCACCACAGAGAGCACCAACCGAGCAACUACUGAAGAGAUUGAGUUUGGAAUUAAAAACUUUGCUCCCCAAAUCAAACAGCGGCUACCCAAACAGGUUGUGACCGCCGGCAAAGUGUUCAGGUUCACCAUUCCGGAAGACUCAUUCCAAGACUUUGAAGAUGGAAACACAAAGAAGCUGAGGCUUAUUUUCAAGAGUGCUCAGGGAACCGCCUUGUCUUCCAGUUCGUGGAUCCAAUUUGAUACAGCAACUCAGGUAGUUUAUGGCCUGCCCUUGGAGGACCAUGUCAGCAGGUGGAAUUACUACGUUGAGGCGAUGGACAAGGAGGGUAAAACCGUCACCGACACUCUGGAAGUCGUAGUUCAACAACACAAAGCCUCCCGCGCUGUGAACCACGCGUUCUCCCUGCAGCUCAAGAUCGACAGCAAGUUUGACUUCCCUUCUUCCGUCGACUGGCAAAUGAACGUCCUCAGCGGACUGACUAAGUUCUUUGGUGACUCCAACGAAAACCACAUCACCGUCCUUAACGCUACCGCCAGCAUGAGCUCCAGUGACAACAUCCUUUUCUCCUGGACCAACGACUCUCUGCCAAAAGAAGAGUGUCCGACCCACACUCUGAAACAGAUGUACUCAAAAAUGACCAUAAACGAGAAGGGUGACGCUUCGUCUGAUUUGAAGCAGGCCAUCGGCAAGACAUUCACCAUCAAGCACGUCAUGUUUAAGGGUAUUAGCAACUGUGAGUCUUUGGCACUUGGGCCCCAGCUUGCCACACGACAGAAGGAACUUCCCACUGAUGAAGGUGACAGUAACUUUCCUCCGAGCUUGCGAAACCACGUCGAUCAUCUUAACGCUACUGCUGGCGAGCUUCUCGUUUACAGAGUGCCUGAGGACACCUUUUACGAUAAUGAGGAUGGCAGCACAAGGAACAUGAAGCUUAGCCUACUGCUCAUGAGCCGGUCACCAGUCGAGCCUACCAACUGGCUCCAGUUUGACGCUAAAAAUCAAGAGUUCUUUGGCAUUCCAGAGAAGCAUGACAAGGGCACGAGAGAGUAUCAACUGGUGUGUGAAGACAGCAAUGGGCACUCCAUCAAUGAUGGUCUUGAAGUGACAGUGCAUCAAGCGGAGCAAAGGCCUCACCAUGUCGAGUUUAGAAUGACUUUGUCCAAACCGACUCUGUCUGAAGUUGAGAAAAACGCUGCUAACAAGCGCAAACUGGUGGAAAGAAUUGCUGAGCUGUUUGGUGACUCUGACACUAAAAAUGUUAUUCUGGACAAUCUUCGCCAGCCACCCUUCCAGCACCACUCUGGACCUAGUCCCACCAUAGAAGUUCUUUGGUUCAACAAGUCUCUGCCAGUGGACCAUUGCCCAGAAGCUGAAGUCGCGAGUUUGAGACGAAUUAUCAUCUCAGAAGAGGCGCAGGGCCACAGCAACCCGUCUGUGUCCCACACGCAAUUCUCUCCGCGAGUGACGGAGGUUAUGCGCUCUGACUUCAACGUGCUGCGCAUCAUGAUGGUUCCCACCGGCAUCUGCCAGAGCGAGUUCACGUUUGAACACUCGCCCGUGACCCCAGAGCCGCCGCCAGAUGAUGACCUCAACGCUCUGGGCAGCGGAAAGUCUUCCGACGAGUACCUCAUCACCUUCAUCGUGCCAGCCGUGGUGAUCGCGGCGAUGGUGCUGCUGGCCGUGUUGGUCGCCUUCGCCCUCUACCGCAGGAGGAGGAGAGGCAAGUUGGCGGUCGGUGAAAGAGGAGGCCCAGGCACACCUGGCUUCCGCACAAGGGGCAUUCCUGUCAUUUUCCAGGAUGAGCUGGAUGAAAAAGCGGUGGAGCCCGCGGCCAAGAGCCCCGUGAUAAUGAAGGAGGAAAAGCCACCCCUGCCGCCGCCCGAGUACGCGGUGCCCCUGCUGGGUAUGUCCCCGCACGCCACGCCUCAAAUGAUGCAACACAGACAUCCAACCGCUGAGGACCCUCUCCUCUCUGAAGAGCCGGAGGCCUCGCCAUACCAACCACCACCACCAUUCGCAGCCAGCGGCCGUGAGAACGGCCGCCAGAGCAGGCCGAAACCCACCCCGACCUACCGCAAGCCACCCCCUUACGUGCCACCCUAACCAGAGGCGCCCCCAGGACAGGAAUGGCGGGAAGUUUCGGUUUAAUUUCUACAAAAUUUUCGCAGCUUCCGGUUUUUAAACACUUAGUUCGUCCUUUUAUUAUGCUUUUGGUGUUUUUUGAGGUUGAUAGCAGUUUGAAAAUGGUGCUUCUGUUGCCAUAUUUAUGUUGCUCGUCCUGCCAAAUGUUUAGUAUGAGAUGAUUCUCUAUUAAACCAUUUUUUUUUCUUAUUUUCUCCUCCUAGCAUGGAACUGCUGGUCUGAAAUAAGUCAAAUUACUUGGAUUUAUGUUUUAUUUUUUGAUCCUAAAUAGAGGCAAGUUUUAAUAUUAUCUUUUAUCCCGAAUUGACCAUUCCUGUCACUUGAAAGCUUGUAGAACCAAAAAUAAGAUUUCUUCCUAAUUUUGGCAUAUAUAUAUGUAGUAUGUAGAAAAAUAUACAAAUAACACAAUAUUUUGACGUCCACAAAGGCUGAGUGCCGAGCUACAAACUGAUCCGCUUAAAAAAUGAAAUAAUGCUUAACUUGCGCCGAGACGGACGAGAAAUGUAUAGAAAGAACUAAAACACUAUGCGACUAAUUGAGAAUCACAUGCGUUAGUAUUUAAGUUACCAAAACGACGAACUGAGAGACACUGAAACUGCCGAGUGGGUGCGCCGAGUGUGCCGACUGAUGCAGCGAUAUUUAGCCCUAAGUUUUGUCACUUCGCAAUUCAUUCGGAUGCCAUGUGUCAUUAUUGCUUUGCUGCACGCCAAAUCGUAGUCCCAAUCUUUGGAUUUACUGUAUUUUAUCUAUUUUAAUGUACUCUCUCACUUUGAACGUGUUUCAUCUCUCGACAAUAUUGCAAACCUCGUGUCCUGCGAGUCGAACCCUCGGAAGCCACUGACUUAUCAGCGUAUGUGUGUGUUGUGUUCUUUCACGAAGCUAAUUUAGUUUACCUUCGUUUGACUCAUCACUCAAUAUAUAUUUUUCUAUUUAUAAAUUACUAUUUCAUUUUUGUAUAGUGCACUGCUGAUAGCUAUUCGCUUGCCGCGGUGGCUUCUUGGGUGAGGCCGAAUAAAAUCUUAACUGUCUUCGAUUACUGCUUGUUUGUGUGUCAAGUGCAUUAUUUCCUUACGAAAAUAUCUAAAACUACUAUAUCAUCAAAAUGUGUGGAUGCGCGUGUGUUCUCUAUCCUAGAAGCCAUUUACACAGACUGGCGCCAACGUGGGAGAUUGGAUUUAAUAUAUGUAUGUUUGAGUGCGCGCGAGUGAGCAACUGUAGGAGAAAAAAAUAAUCAUUUUGUACUUUAUUAUUGUGGAAAAUGAACUACCAUGUAACAACAAUGAUAAAUAAUUAUAAUGUACUACACACAAAAUGAAACACUAAUAGGCAAAACUGACAAUGAAUAUGAAUAUAAUCUUCACACAAAGUGUUUGCUGCUAUUUAAUUAGCAGUUUUGAGAAACUGGUGCCACACAAGAUCCAUUAUGAAAAAAAUCAAUGAAGUGUACUCUUGCUGAAUGUUACAGUGGCACCGAGAAGUGUAUUUAAUCUGGAGUGGAUGGAUAAUAAAAAAAGCAUAAUAGUGUUCUAGUUUAAAA
This is a messenger RNA of Cloeon dipterum, 5513 nucleotides long. RefSeq names its product Dystroglycan (gene Dg). Lineage: Eukaryota; Metazoa; Arthropoda; Insecta; Ephemeroptera; Baetidae. The record is from RefSeq and is a predicted model, not a curated record. The transcript is spliced from 10 exons. Gene Ontology annotation, cellular component: dystrophin-associated glycoprotein complex; sarcolemma; dystroglycan complex. The coding region runs from base 272 to 3937 and encodes 1221 amino acids. Gene Ontology annotation, biological process: nerve development; morphogenesis of an epithelium; axon guidance. Gene Ontology annotation, molecular function: calcium ion binding; laminin binding.